AUGGCUAUCAUUUCUGUUAUACAAUUUACAUUGCUCCUUGCAACAACAAUCAUUGUGUGGGCUCAACAAGCAAAAGUAAGGGACUCGGAUUUACCUUAUGCAAUCAAUGAUUUACGUCUCAAGCCGGACUUUUGUGCUGGCUUUCGCAUUACUUACCCUGCCAAGCAUGGUGAAAAAUUGAUAUGGGGCGAGAUGGGAUACCUGAGUUGGGAGGUCGAUACAGAGAUGGAAAAGUCACCUGAUUUAAUUACACGCAUCCGUUUGGUCGACGAUAUUGGAAGAAACACUCAACUCAUCGGCGAGAAUAUCACUAUUCGCACGCAUGACAACAAAGGUGCUCUUGUCUUUCCGGUUAAUGUGCAUUACGUGCAAGGUCUCCAAAAUUACCGUAUUGCUGUUCAACAUCCUGGUGAAGCUAUUCAUUGUGUUUACGAGUCUGUGCCACUCAAUGUCGUACCGCGUGGAUAUGAGCGCUACACCAAUCAUGACUCGGCAAUACCAGCAUUUGCAGUACCCAAUGCACGCAGGAUCAUGGCGGCAUGA
This is a messenger RNA of Lichtheimia ornata, 543 nucleotides long. RefSeq lists its product as uncharacterized. The transcript is spliced from 4 exons. Lineage: Eukaryota; Fungi; Mucoromycota; Mucoromycetes; Mucorales; Lichtheimiaceae. The record is from RefSeq and is a predicted model, not a curated record. Bases 1 to 543 code for a protein of 180 amino acids.